AUGGACACAAAAGGUAGUCCGAAAAUUCUAGCAAGCUCUUUGAGCAACCCACUGUUGAAAAAAGAAGGGGUCGUAUACAUAGCAAUUAAAGGUUCAUUGCAUGCAACAGAUUGUUCUGUAUUUGGAGCACAAGAAGAAGAAGUACGGGUUCUGGCGAAAAAAUAUGACGUCGGCUUGAAUGGCUUUUCGAUUCGAGACAAUGUUGUCGAAGUCAUAAAUUUAUUUAGCAAACUUGGGUACAGGAUCAUUUCCAGCACUGGCGAGUCUGAAAUCACUUGGACUAUGCAAAAGGAGAUCUAA
Messenger RNA from Ostrinia nubilalis (European corn borer), 300 nucleotides. RefSeq lists its product as uncharacterized. The transcript has a single exon. The record is from RefSeq and is a predicted model, not a curated record. The coding region runs from base 1 to 300 and encodes 99 amino acids. Lineage: Eukaryota; Metazoa; Arthropoda; Insecta; Lepidoptera; Crambidae.